AUGUUUCAAUUAUUUUUCAUUAUAUUUUUAUAGUAAAUGUGUCUUGUCAACUCUUAAUGGAGUUUAUCAAGAAGAUUUUUAUUUUAGAAUUAGAUUUUUCAAGAAGCCUUUGGAGAAACUUAUUAUUAUUACCCCUUUUACUAUAAUACUAGCUCAUUUAUGAUUCCAAUGUAAUUUAAUAGGACUGCUAAUUUUAUCAGUUGUAUUAAUCCUAAUACUAGCUAUAUAACUUUGAAUUAAACUUAUCCUGAAGUUUAAUUCUAUGGUUUGGAAUGUGAAUAUUAUUGCUAUAAUUGCUAAUGUCGAAGCAAUUAUCUUUAAAAAUUUUCUCCAGGAUUUUUAUCAUUUGAUUUAUAUUUUUAAGGUACUUGGAAUAAUGGCAAGGUGAUAUUUUCUAUGGGUUCUUUUUCAAAUUAUUAUGAAUAUAAUUCACCAUCAUAAUAUUCAUUAAAUAAAGAAUUUUGCGACGAUAUUUAUUAUGACAUCAAAACAGUUAAUUUUACAAUUCCCUAUGAGAUAUCUGGAAAUUUUAAAUUUACAAUUGAAAAUUAAGAUAAUUCUGGAUAAGUUUCAAUAAGAAAUAUAUAUAAUAUGUAUUACAGCUGUCAUUUUUUUUGUAAAACAUGUACAGGUCCAUAAUAAAAUUAAUGUACGUCUUGCUAUUAUGGAACACCAAUUAAUAGUAUUUGUCCUUUAUGUCCUCAAAAUUAAUACUAUGUUAAAUACGUAGGUUGUAGAUCAAAAUGUGAUUCUAUUUAACCAUUAUGUUUGAAUGGAGUUUGUAAUAAAUGUCCAAGUAAUUUUGAUUUAUAAUAUUAGCUAAUUUUACAAUAGGUUAUGCUCAAGUUAAUUAAAUUAAACCUAAUGAUGGUAAUAGUUAUAAAGAGUAUUUAUAAUGGUCAAAAAUUUAUGACCCAGACUUUAUUAAUGAUUCUGUAAAUGUUCUUAAUCAUUCAAAUCAAUCUUUAUAUGGAAUUUUUAAUUAUAAUUCUGGAAUUAUGAGAUCAAUUCCGAUAUCAAAUAAUUAUGGAUAUUAUCUGAAGGUAAGAAUUUUUAUAGUAGUCUUUAAUGAGAUUCCUUUAGAUUGUGGAAUUUAAUUCAAAUUUAAUAAUACUUAUGUAGGAUCAAUAUUUAAAAAUAGUUCUGGUGUUUAAUUACAUUAAUUUAAAGAAUUCUCUUCUAUUUCUUUAGGUCCUUAUAAUUCUUAUUAAAGUUCUAUCAAAUAUUAAAUCGAUGGAUUUUUUGAUUUACCUAAAUAACCUAUAUUGUUUACUGCAAUAGGCAAUUUUAGGUAAAUAUUAUAAUUUAAAUAUUAGUGAUUCAUCUUCAGGAUGGGCUUUCUAAUCAAUUUAAUUUACAACAAAUAGCUGUACAGACUUAUGUAAUAUUUGUGAUGUAAAUUUCAAAUGCAAGUAGUGUUCGAAUAGUUAUAGAUAUAGAGAUGGAACAUGUAUUCAAUAUUGUAAUAGAAUAUAUUAAAAAGUGGUAGUAGAUUAUUGUAAAGAUUUUGAUGAUGAAACACCAUGUAAUAAUACUAAUAAUAAUAAUAAUAGAUUCUUAACUUUUGAUAAAAGAGGAUUUGAAUUAAUUUGAAUUAGAUUAUACUAAAUAAAUUGAUAUUUUCUUAUAUUACCCUGAAUAUACUUUGGUGUAAACAAAUGGAUCAAAUUUUUUAAAAGGAUCUGAUAGAUAUUUCUCGUAUUGGGAAGGAUAAAGAAUUCUUGGUGGUCAGUUCAUUUGGGCAUAAGCUAGAUUUAGAAGAGUCUUUUAAAAUAUAAAUCCUCAUCAUAGUAUAUCAAUUGGUUUCUAUGUUUUGUUUGGUCCAUCUUUUCCUCCUGAUGGAUUAUUCAUCUAUUAGAUUGAAUAAGAAGAGUUCUCUACAACAUUAGGAAUUAUAAAUGCUUUUCAGAAUGGUACAAGACAAAAAAUAAUCACAAAUAAAGUGAAUCAUUCUCUUAAUAUAUUAACAUUAGAAUUACAAUGUUAUGGACCAAACAAUGAUGUUACUUUAGAAUAUUGUGGAUUAUAUAAUUUUUAUUUAGCUAUUCAUUACUGUUAACCUUUUUGUUUAGAAUGUAUAGAUGAUAAAAAUUGUACUUUAUGGAAUAGUACUUAUGAUUCAAGUUUAAUUUAAUUUUCUAAAGAUGAAUGUGAAUCCAAUCAAUAUUUUAAUGAAUAUUAAUUCUUAUGUGUUGAUUGUGAAUCUAGAUGUACUUAAUGUAUAUCGAAAUUAAAUUGUUCAAAUUGUUAACAUCCUAGCUACUCUUUAACUUAAUUUGGAUGUUUUUGUAAAUAAAAUUAAUAUGAAGAAUCUAACUAAUGUUUUGAUUGUCCUAAGGAAUGCAAUUAAUGUUUAAGUUCAACUUAUUGUACUGAAUGUUUAUCUAUAAAUAAUAGAAAAUUAUCAAAUGGGUCAUGUCCCUGUAUUAAUGGUUAUUAUUAAAAAGAUUAAGAAGUUAUUUGUUUAUUAUGCAAUAAAUUUUGUGGUAAUUGUUUUGGUCCAAGUUCUAAUGAUUGUUUAAAUUGCAAUGUGGAAAUAGAAAAUAUUUAAUUAAUAAAUUCAACAUGUAAAUGCCCAAAUAAUUCUUUUUAUGAUUCUUCAUCUAAUAGAUGUACAUUUUGUAAUUAAAAUUGUUUAACUUGUUUUAAUGAUAGAGUUGAUGGUUGUUUAACUUGUGAUUCUUAAUUAAAUAAGUAAAUAAAAGGUUUGAAAUGUGAAUGCAAAUCAGGAUAUUAUUUAUUAGAUAAUAUAUGCAUUCAAUGUCCUAUAAAUAUAGAUGUAUAACUUUUAUAAUGUUAUAAAUAUUGUAAUAAUGGUGAAAUGAUUUGGCAUAAUACAUUAUGUGAAAAUUGUGGUUAAGGUUUUAAUUUAAUUUCUAAUGAAUGUAUACCAAUAUGUGGAGAUCUUUAAAUUGUUGGAUAUGAAUAAUGUGAUGAUGGUAAUACGAUUUUAAAUGAUAAAUGUUUUAAUUGUUAAUACUAAUGUCCAAUAAGUUGUGUAACUUGUGAUAUUUCUACUAUUCUACCUUGUGAUGUAUGUGGAGAUGGAUUUAUUGGUGGUGAUGAAGAAUGUGAAGAUGGCAAUGAUAUUCAAUUUGAUGGAUGUUAUAAUUGUAAAUAUUAAUGUUAAAAUGAAUGUACUAAAUGUAUUAAAGGAGAAUGUUCUGAAUGUGCUACUAAAGGAUGGCAGUUAGAUGUUUCUACUUUUCCUUGGGUAUGUAAAGAAAUUUGUGGAGAUGGUUAUAAAAUUGGAAUUGAAGAAUGUGAUGAUGCUAAUUUCAGAGAUUCAGAUUCAUGCGAUAAAUGUAAAUUUCUAUGUAGGAAGGGAUGCUCAUUUUGUGAUUAUUAAGAGAAAAAAUGCUUAAGUUGUGAAUAUCCUGGAUUUAAACCUUAGGACUAUUAUUGUGUACCAAUAUCAAAUGAUGGAUUGCUUGUAUUUGAUCCAUAUGGAUUUUAUUAUGAAGCAUAUGAUGGCACCGCAUAUUAUGAUGCAUAAACUAAUUCUUAUUAUAAUAAUGAAAGGUCGUAUUUUAAUGAAAAUGGAGAUUUUAAAUGUCAACCUAUAUAAUGCAUUAAUUGUCUAAACUAAAAAUGUUUAGCUUGUAAAGCUGGGCAAGAGCUUUAGGAUGAUAAUAUUUGUAAACCAAAAUGUUAGGAUUCUAUUAAAGCAGAAAAUGAAUAUUGUGAAGAUUCUUUCAAUUUACCAUACAGAGGAUGUCAAAAUUGUUAACCAAAAUGCUAAAAUUCUUGUGAUAAAUGUGAUACAAGAGGAAAAGGUUGUUUGAAAUGUAAGGAAGAAUACAGUUUUAAUGAUUAUUUAUGCUAUUCUAAAUGUGGAAAUAUGUUAAUUAUGUAUGAAAAGGAGUGUGAUGAUGAAAAUUUAAUAUAUGAUGAUGGAUGUCACUUCUGUUUAUUAAUAUGUUAAAAAUCUUGUUUAACUUGUAUUAAUGGAGUUUGUUAAGAUUGUUAGAAUGGUUAUCAAUUAAUAUAAUCUAGAUGUUAUGAAAUCUUUAAUAUAUUUGAUAAAAUCGUUUAUUCCAAUAAUAUUGAUCAUUUUAUAUAAAUAGAUAAAAAAUAAAAACGAAAUGUCACUUAUGGAUGGCAUGAUAUUGAACAUUAAUUAAAUAAAUAUAAAGAGAUUUGUAGAAUUUGUUAUAAAAAUUGUGAAAUUUGCAAUGAAGAAUUUUGCCUUACAUGCUUUCAAGGUUAUUAUUUAAAUGAAUAAUAUGAAUGUAAAUCUUAAUGUGGUGAUGGUAUUCUUACAUAAGAUGAAUAAUGCGAAGUAAAUGAUAUAUCUUGCUUUAAUUGUGUUUUUAUCAAGCCUUAAAAUUGCUAAGAAUUUUUUAAUCAUAUAUAAAUUUACACUUAAUAUGGUUAUUAUUUUGAUUAAUUCAAAAGUUAAUGUAUUUCAUAAUGCGGGUAUGGAAUAUGUAUUCACAAUGAAGAAUGUGAUUCUUUUGAAAAAAAUUGUGUGAAUUGCAAAAGUUAAUGUGGAGAAUAUUGCUUAAAAUGUAAAGAAGGAUUUUGUCUCUAAUGCGAAGAAUCUUAUCAUAUUUAGAAUGGGUAAUGUUUAAGAAUGCAUUAAUUGGUUUAAGAAGAACUAACUUGUAAAUUAAAAAUUUUUAAUUUGUGUUUAGAAUGCCAUGAUUAAUUUAUUUUAGAUUCUUAGGGUAAAUGUCAAUAAUCUUGUUAAGAUAGCUGUAUACUAUGUAAAUUUGGAUUAUGUUAUGAAUGUAAGGAACAAUAUUAUUUAAAUUUAAAUAAUUGUUAUCUAAAAACAUAAUGCUCAUUUAGUUUAUACUUAAAUCUUGGUUUUUAAGAAUUUGAAUUAUAUUGUGGAGAAUAAUUGUCAAAUAAAACAUUAGCUGAUGGCUUUAAUUAUUUCACAUCCUUAAGUACUUCUUAGCAUAUAAAAUCUCUUUAUGAAAACUAUUUUGAUUUGAUUUAAUAAUUUUAUGUAGUUGAAGAAGAUUUAUUUUUAGAUAAAUUUUAGAAAUUUUCUUCAAUAGAAACAAUUUAUUAGAUUCAACAAGAUUAUUAUGAUGACUAGAUUUUUAAUAUAAAUCUUUAAGAACUCCUAUGUAAUACAAAUUGUAAAAUUUGCUUAAAUGAUUAAUGCAUUGAAUGUGAAAUUGGAUGGAAAAUUAUAGAUUUUUAAUGUGUUCCAAUAUGCGGAGAUUCUUUAAUUGUAGGAAAUGAAUAAUGUGAAGAUAAUAAUUUAUUUGAUUAUGACGGAUGUUAUUAAUGUUAAUAUUAAUGUGCAAAGAAUUGUUAAAUUUGUGAAAAUGGAAAGUGUAUAAAAUGUAUAUUAGAUUAUAAUCUAGAAUAUACUAAUGAAUGUAGAUAAAUAUAAUCCUUAUAUACUGUUUAAAACCAUUAAUAUGAUUGUAAAAUAUUUAUUAAUGAUCAAUGUAUAUUAUGUCAGCAUGGUAAACUAGAAUCAACUAUUGGAAUUUGUACAAUUAACAAUAUAAUAUAAAGUUUUGAAAAUUGUUAGAUAUAGGUCAAUUAAAAAUGUACACAAUGUAAAUAAGGUUAUUUUGGUCUAAAUUGUUUGGAUGGAGAUGGAGUUAAUUUUCCUAUUGAUAGAUGUGGAGAUUAAAAUCAAUAAUAAACACAGAUAUGUAAAUAAUAUUAGUAAUGUGAUUAAAAUUGCUUGUAUUGUGUAAAUUAAAUAUGUUAUCUUUGUAAUUAAGGAUCCUUUUUGUUUAACAAUUAAUGUAUUUUAUCUGAAAUUGAUCAAUUUAAAUAUAUUAGUUAAAUUAAACCAAAAUGUGGUGAUGGUUUAAUUUAAAUUUUUGAAGAAUGUGAUGAUAGAAAUUUAGAUUAAAUUAGUAAUUGUUAUAAUUGUAAAAUUUCUUGCUUUCCUGAAUGUCUUUUUUGUUCUUAUGGAAUAUGUUAGGCAUGUAAAGAAGGAUAUAUUUUAAAUUAAAAAAACUAAUGUGAAACUUUUUGUGGUGAUAAAAUCAUUGUUCCAUAUUCAAAAGAAUAAUGUGAUGAUGGUAAUACUUAAGAUCUUGAUGGUUGUUCUUAAUGUAAAAUUGAAUGUACAUAAUUUUGUUUAUUUUGCAAUAAUGUAUUUUGCUUAAAAUGUGAAGAAGGUUUUUUCAUUUAACAAUCUUAGUGUUAACCUAUUUGUGGAGAUGGAAUAGUUAUCUAAGAUUUUGAAGAAUGCGAUGAUUACAAUGAUGAACCUUAUGAUGGUUGUUUUUAAUGUUAAUUUUAGUGUAGAAAAAACUGUAAAUUAUGUAGUAAAGGAAUAUGUUUAGAUGAAUGUCCUUAAGGAAUGGUAUUUUUUGGUGAUAUUUGUAUUGAAAAACCAUGUAUAUAGAAUUGUUAAAUUUGUGAGUUAGGAUAUUGUUUUUAAUGCAAUCCAGAAUAUUCUUAUGAUGAUGAAAAUAAUUUAUGUAUUAAAAAUAAGAAGACUGAAAAUACUUCUUUAUAGAUAUUGAAAAUUGAUGAAAAUUUUUGGAUAUGUCGUGAAUUUGAAUGUGUUUAUUCUCCUGCUCCAAUUAUGUUAGUUAAUUACUUAAAUAAGACAUUUACUAAAUAAUAUAUUGGAAUAUAAUUUGAUCAACAAGUUAAAUUUAAAUUUUUUGAUGAAGAUGAAUAAGAUUAAUUAAUUUUUCAAUUCAUGUUUACUAAUCUAAAAGAAGAAUAAUAUAAAAUCAAUCUUAAUUCAACCUAAGCAAUCUCUCAAAACCUUAGUUUUGUUUAAUACUUUAUUGAGAUUGAAAACUUAGUCUCAAUAGAUGAAAAACCAAAUUUCUUUAUUAUUUUGAAAUCAGAAAUCAUUAACUCUUAUAAUCAGUGUGUUUAAAAUAAAUAAGUGACUCUUUAGUUAAAUUAACCAAUAGUUAUGUCCGAUUCGCAAAGGUAAAGCUCCUAGUUUAUGCAAAAUACUAAUAAAGUCUUCAUGUAUGGAGCUAUUUCAGUAAGCAUUUUAUCUACAUUUGCUGGAGAUUCAUCCUUUUUUUUAGAAACACUUGAUGUACUAUAAUAACAAUCUUACUUGAAAUUUAUUAAUGUAGAAUUUCCAGAAAAUCUUUACAUUUAUUUUGAAGCCUCAGAAAUGUUAAGUGUUAGUACAUAUUUUUAAAAAUUUGAUUUUUAUUACUACUACAAUGAAAUAUUAGGAUUGACAGAAACCAAUAAUUUAGAGGGAAAAUUUUAAUUUUAUGAUUUAGAUCCAGAUAUCAUGACCAGUUUACUUCCUUAGAUAUUUUAAUGUACAGGAUUACUACUUCUUUUAUAUUUAUGCAAUCCUUUAUAAAGAUUAUUUCAUUAAAUUAUGUUAAAAUAAUAGAUUUAUGAUUAUUUUCAAGUUUCAUAAUAGAAAAUUUAAGCUCUAUUUAUUAAAUUAAUAAAACUUAUUAGAUUAUGCUUAAAAAAUACAAUUAGUUUAAAAAUUAAUAUUAUUAUCAAGAAUUUCUUGAUAUUAAAUGCAUGGGAUUUACUUUUUAAAUCAUUUCUAUAAGUACGUUUUGUUUCAAGUAAAUUCACUAGAGCAAUUUUCCAAACUAUAAUAGGCACAAUGAUUUUAUGUGUAUAUGGCCAUUAUAUUCUCAACCUUUUAAGUAGAAAAAGCAAAACAUCAAACAAAUAUGAUUCAAAUACUAAUAAAUUUUAUUCAUUAGAUUUAGGUAGAAAAUUUAUUUACAAUUUUGUUUUGAUCUUUUUCUAAGAGAACCCUACUCUGUAAAUUUUAUUUCUAUUAAUUAUCAGUAUAACUUAAAGCUUCAUAAUUUUUAUAUAUGAUUAAAGCAACCCCAUAUAAAAGUUGAUCUCAAUAUUAAAUGAAAGUGCAAUAUCAUUAUUUACUGGAACCAGCUUAAUUUAUAUUGAUUAGAAUAUCACUUAUGUUUCAAAUGAAACGAUAAUAAAAUUUGGCUUUAUUUAAAUGGGUAUAUUAUUGUUAAACUUAUUAAUUGUUUUCUUCAAAUAAUUAUUGAUUAAAUUAGAUUUUAUUUUGAAAAAGGUAUUUUAGAAAGGAACCCAAAAUCAAAAUGACAUAAAAAAUAACAUACUAGUGUUUUGA
Messenger RNA from Paramecium sonneborni, 8038 nucleotides. Lineage: Eukaryota; Ciliophora; Oligohymenophorea; Peniculida; Parameciidae. The record is from the annotation of a GenBank genome assembly.